AUGAGAGUCCUGGUAACUGGGGCUACUGGGUUUGUCGGAGGGAACCUGGCCCGUGAGCUCUGGGAACGCGGUUACGAGGUGCGGGCCUUAGCCCGCCCAGGCAGCAAUUCUUUAACAACAAUAGGCACGGGCAUCCACCGGACGGAGGGCGACAUCCUUGACAGGGAAUCGCUCAGCCGUGCAAUGGCCGGAUGCGAAGCAGUCUUUCACUGUGCCGCCGCCUACACCUUCUGGUCGAGGGACCCACGGGGGGUACGGCGAGCCAACGUGGAGGGCACCGUGAAUGUGCUUGAGUGUGCCAGGGAUGCGCGAGUGCACCGGAUCGUGUACACCAGCACCGUUUCGACAGUCGGGAUACCGAAGGACGUGGGUCUGGGGGAUGAAUCGAUUGCGCUGUCCCGUCACACGCUGCACGGCCAUUACAAACAGUCGAAGUUCGACGCGGAACGAGAGGCAAUGCGGCUGGCAGGCGAAGGAGUGCCGGUGGUUGUGGUGAAUCCCACGGCUCCGGUGGGGCCAUGGGACGUCAAGCCGACGCCGACGGGGAAGAUAAUCCUCGACUUUAUCAGGAGGAAAGAUCCCGGCCUACCUGGCCACGGGAAUGAACUUGGUGGACGUGGCGGACGUCAGCGCAGGGCAUAUAUUGGCCCUUGA
Geodia barretti is the source of this 654-nucleotide messenger RNA. Lineage: Eukaryota; Metazoa; Porifera; Demospongiae; Tetractinellida; Geodiidae. The record is from the annotation of a GenBank genome assembly.